Molecule: messenger RNA, 952 nt
Organism: Branchiostoma belcheri (Belcher's lancelet)
Lineage: Eukaryota; Metazoa; Chordata; Leptocardii; Amphioxiformes; Branchiostomatidae
Exons: 4
Coding region: 164-535 (123 amino acids)
Source: RefSeq, a predicted model, not a curated record
ACCACGCCGCAACACGCCUGUCCCACACACGGGCAAUCUCAGCUGCGCUACAACAAGACUUACAGAACUACACCGCACCCUUCACAACAUCGGUACCUGGAGAGGGAGGGCUCAACGAGUUGCGAAGUUCCGUGAGCGAAGGAGUUACCAAGGCAAGUUGGAGAUGAAGCAAUUGUUUCACUCGGCGCAGUGCAUGGUGGUCCUAUCGGCCAUCUUGCUCCUGUACGCUGACGUGACGAGUUGUCGGACGGUCCUGCUGGACCUGGGUACCGGCCCACAGCACCACGGCAUCAGGCAGACCGAGGGCGACACCCGCUACAGCGUGGACGAGAUCAGAAGUCUCAUCCGGAGAAAGUUCUACGACACCAGCAGGGACGAGUCGGAGGGGUUCGAACUCGGGAAGCGGACGGGAGAUGCCAGACUAAGUACCGGGCUUGUGGGGACGGUACUAGACCGACUCAACCAGUACUAUUCCACUGCACGUGGGCCUAACCCUAUCAACUCCAACGAACUUCUCAUGAGUGGCCGGCGCUGACAAAACAUGACUACAGAGGUUCCAGGGUGAACAUUGGCUGGAAACCCAACCAACGGAACAAGAGAUUCCUACAGAAAAAAUUGAAAGGUUUUUGAAGAGGAAUUUUGCUGUUAAAAUUUUCUGGGGUUUUAUCCAGCAAGCGCCUACGUAAAAGGAAGCCAAAGCACAUGAUUGUAAAUAGAUUGAUUGUCAUCGUUUUGCACCUACUGUUGUACCCAGUCGAAUUACUUUGCCUUAAGGAGUAACUACUUAUACAGUAGCAGAGGGUACCAAUACGUAACAAUGUCACGCGAAGAAGACAAUGGAAAAAGCCGUUUUUGUGGCAGAAAUGGUAUUGAAACCAUGUAUUAAGGAUGGUAUUUCAGUCAUGAUGGUGGGUUCUAAACUUUUAAACAAAUAAACUCCAAGGGACCAACA